This is a messenger RNA of Haplochromis burtoni (Burton's mouthbrooder), 3070 nucleotides long. Its product is annotated as potassium channel subfamily K member 13. The transcript has 2 exons. Gene Ontology annotation, molecular function: potassium ion leak channel activity. The record is from RefSeq and is a predicted model, not a curated record. The coding region runs from base 736 to 2241 and encodes 501 amino acids. Gene Ontology annotation, biological process: stabilization of membrane potential; potassium ion transmembrane transport. Gene Ontology annotation, cellular component: membrane. NCBI's taxonomy places the organism in Eukaryota, Metazoa, Chordata, Actinopteri, Cichliformes, Cichlidae.
GCAAAAGGCAGGAGAUCAGUUAGGCUUGGGGCUUAAGAGGUUAAUGUUAGUUUUACUUUAUCAGAAGAAAUUCUUGUCCCAUGCUUUGAUGAAAGCAAAUGACCACACGAUCAGUUAUUUGAAGCAAACGUGAGUUGUUUUUUUUUAAUGUUAAACUGGUGUUUGAUGACAGAAAAGAAAAAAAAGCACUUUUACAAAUGAAGAGUUGACUGCACCAAUCAGGGUGCGCUCGGAGGAGGAGGCAGUGAGAAGAGGGAUGAUGAUGUGAGUGUUUGACAGAUGAAACAUCAGACAGUCUCUCUGCACACACACGCGCACACACACACACUCACAGACACAAAAUCAAGAGGCUUCCUUUGGCUGGUCAUUGUUCAGAACAUCCAUGGAAUGAGCACACGCAGAUCUGCAGCGCUUAAGUGAACGGUGCUGCCAGCGAGACCAGGUACUGUGGUUUUUAUUUACUUGAAACUUUCAGUAUUUUAUGUUGUGCGGAUUAUAAGACAUAAACUGCUACUUACAAGAAGUGUUUUCUAACAAUUUGUCAUGUUAAAGGAAUCAACCUAUUAAACUUAAGAUUUUGCAACCACAUCUGACUAAUCUGCAUCUGCAUUAUUAUUUUUUUGCUCAUUUUAUUACAGAUAUUUCGUCUGAUGUGAAAUCUUUUCAACAAAACGAUCAACCUGUCCUCAAAAACCUUUUCAGAAAGCUUGCCUGUGAGAUGUUAGAGCCAAAUGUAUGCAUGCGUGUUUAAACCAGAAGUUUCAUUCUGCUAGUGCAUGUAUAUUUGUGCCUGUUGAUGCAUGUAACACGCACGGUGAGUCUGUGACUUGGCAGCGCCGGCAGAGGCGGUGCAUGUUGUUUCAGUGGUGUCUCUGUGCCGCCGCUGCUGCUGCUGUGCUCAUGGCUAAGAGGAGGGCUGCAGGUAGCUGCUGCUGCUGCCCCAUGAAAGAGGACAAUGCUCGUUUUUGCCUGCUGGCCGGACUCAUCCUGCUCUACUUAUUGUGCGGAGCUGCCAUCUUCUCAGCCUUGGAACACCCGUUUGAGCUCCGCGCACGCCUCCUGUGGAAACAGCAGCUGGACAACUUCACCAGGAGAUACAGGGUCAACCUGGGUGCCCUGCACACUCUGCUGAGGCAGUAUGAGGAGGCAAACGGAGCUGGCAUCAGGGUGGACGCAUUAAGGCCACGCUGGGACUUUUCUGGAGCUUUCUACUUUGUGGGCACAGUGGUCUCCACUAUUGGUUUUGGCAUGACCACACCAGCAACCAUAGCAGGAAAAAUAUUCCUAAUCUUCUAUGGUCUCAUUGGCUGUGCUGCCACCAUCCUCUUUUUUAACCUCUUCCUGGAGAGGAUCAUCACCAUGUUAGCUUACAUCAUGCGCUGGUGUCAUGAGCGUCGGCUGAGGUGUGCUGGAGUUGGGGUGGUGUCGAGCAGGGAGGAGUCAUCUGGUGAAGAGGACAGUCUGGAAGGAUGGAAGCCAUCCGUCUAUUACGUGAUGCUGAUCUUAGGGAUAGCAUCUGUUGUGAUUGCUUGCAGUGCCUCCACUCUGUACAGCUCCAUGGAGAACUGGAGCUACGUGGACUCUCUGUACUUUUGCUUCGUGGCCUUCAGCACCAUUGGCUUCGGGGACCUGGUGAGCAGCCAGAGGCAGCAGUACGAAUCUCAGGAGGCCUACCGGUUUGGAAACUGCCUUUUCAUCUUAAUGGGGGUUUGUUGCAUCUACUCACUUUUCAACGUCAUUUCUAUCGUCAUCAAGCAGACUCUCAACUGGAUCCUGGGAAAGCUGGUCUGUUCAGGGAAGCAUCAGCUCUGUUCCUGCUCCACCCCUGGCUGCUGGUGGCUCUGCUGCCCCUGUCUCCACAACAAAAAUCACAAACAGAGGCGUCAACUGCGUCAACUGGCACACUUUAGGCCAAAACGCAUCAAACGCAACGCCGUGCAGCCCAUCUCAUCCCACCACCGCUACACAGACGGCUCGGUUGAGACUGUGUGCGACAGCGAGACGGAUGCGGGCGCGUUGGCUGAAGUACAAGUGGGGCGUCGUUUGUCAGGGGAGAUGAUCUCAGUCAAUGAGUUCAUGGUGUCCAACAAGGUGUCUCUGGCACUGCUGCAGAAACAGCUGAGUGAAACGGCUCACCAGGGCCCGCGGCAGAGCUACAGCCAUCAGAAUGGUUUCUCUGGUGGUGUGGGAGCACUGGGGAUUAUGAAUAAUCGCUUACAGGAAACCAGUGUGGAUAGAUAGCAUCAUAACAACACCUCAAUUGUUGUUUGGGUUCUCUAUAUUUAAGCCUUACAUUUCCUUAGGAUUGUUUUUUUAUUAUGAGUAAUUUGUUCUGUAUUAAAAAAUAUCCAAGAAUAGAAUAUUUUGUUUCUGAAAAGCGGACUGUAGACAGCAAAUAAUUGUUCAUACGUUGUUUGGUGAGGAGAAAGAGGAAGUUAAAGGACAAAUAUGUGUUAAAGACUUCAGCAUCAUUUGAAGAGGGGUUUGAUGUCCUGAAGUGACUGACUCACAGAAACGCAAUCAGAUGAGAGAAGCUUUGAAGGAGCACUUAAAGAGGACUGCUGAUUUAAGGACACUGCACAUGUCCCCCUCCCCGAGCUCCUCAGAAGACAACGUUGUACAUAAGGUGGUAGUUAGUGAACGUAGAAACCAAAAUAUCUCCUCUUAGAUAACUAGCUGCAUAUAUAAAACAGUUCAAAUAUGAUUUGUAUUUAAACAGAGCUUCUCAAACAAACUGCAGGAGCUCAGAAGCACCAAGAAAGACAUUUUUCAAUUGGACGUCAUUGAAAUUCAGAGUAAUCAUGAAAGAGAUCCAGGGUUUUCAAUUGAGAUCUAAUGAAACAUGACUCUUAGAGGACGUCCUUAUGUCAACGAGGGCUUUGCAGAUAGUCACAGGAUCACGUCAGCAGAGCAGAGAGAAAGAUUUAGGUAACUAGAUGAAAUCCUUUACUAUGCAACAAAAGCCGUUUGUAAUUCAUUCAUUUAUAAGGAGGGUUUUUGUGAGUAGAUGAUGAGUGUGAGGUUAAAAGCUUCCAUAGAAAUCAUAAUUACCCAUUUUCGGCAGUCGCAG